AUGUCUAUUCAAACUGGAGGCCUAGCCAAAAUUGCCCAUAUUCCAUUGUCCCAGAUUAGACGGCCCAUAGCGCCUGUGUUGGACUACGAAAAGAUUGACGCCAUGCUAGCUACGAUGGGGGGACGUCCUACUGCGAGUAGGACGUGUACACUUGAAGAGGCAACCGAGAUGAAUGGAGAACUGCCUCCGAUCGAUGUGAUGUGUGUCAGAGAUCAAGGCAAGACUUUUUACUUUGCUUUUGGUGGAUGUCAUCGGUUUCAGGCAUACGAAAGGAAAAGUGAAGAACUUGGAGAAGAUGUCAAAGUUAGGUGCAAACUUAUCCCUUCGACUCGAAGCCAACUGAAGUUGUACGUGGGUUCGAGCGUUGAUAAGAUGUUCGAACAGGUUGACGAGCAACGCGCACAAACGAAUUGA
Molecule: messenger RNA, 414 nt
Organism: Lachancea mirantina
Lineage: Eukaryota; Fungi; Ascomycota; Saccharomycetes; Saccharomycetales; Saccharomycetaceae
Source: the annotation of a GenBank genome assembly